Molecule: messenger RNA, 7796 nt
Organism: Cottoperca gobio
Lineage: Eukaryota; Metazoa; Chordata; Actinopteri; Perciformes; Bovichtidae
Gene: dip2ba
Product: disco-interacting protein 2 homolog Ba
Source: RefSeq, a predicted model, not a curated record
AUGGCAGACCGCGGCGUGGAUAUGUCCGCCCUGCCAAAAGAGGGUAGAGACCAACUGGCGGAGUUGGAUCUGGAGCUGUCUGAAGGUGACAUCACGCAGAAGGGCUAUGAGAAGAAGAAAGCCAAGCUGCUGGCCUCUUUCAUCCCCCAUUUGCCAAAUGUGGAUCUGUCUCUGCCAGAUGUGCAGCUUUCCCCGGGCCACAGUGCCGACCCCAGCCCGAGUCCCGAGGCCCCGGGCCCCUCCACAUCUUCAGCCUCCAGACACCACCGCGCACACCGCAGUGGAGGGGCCAGGGACGACCGCUACAGAUCAGACAUCCACACGGAGGCUGUGCAGGCAGCACUGGCCAAACACAAAGAAGAGAAGAUGGCACUGCCCAUGCCGACCAAAAGACGCUCAGCCUUUGUCCAGUCUCCCAUAGAUACCUGCACACCUCCAGACACAUCUUCUGCAUCAGAGGAUGAUGGCUCACUGCGCAGAAAGGCAGCUCUCAGUGCAGUGCUAGCCCAGAGCCUGCAGAGCCCUGAUUACUGGAUCAACCGCUCCGUCCAAAGCUCCUCAACGUCCUCGUCUGCUUCCUCCACCCUCUCCCAUGGAGAGCCCAAGGCCCAGCCACAACCCCAGCCCCAGCCCCAACCUGGUGCUUCCUUAUUGGCCGAUCUACUGGCCCACACACGCAUAGAAAACAGCGUCCCCCCAGAUGUGACAUCCUCCACUCCCCAGGAGAGAGGGUCCAGGGUGGACCUGCCUCCAGCUGUCAGGGGCAUGAGCCGUGGACAGAGCCGCAACAGCAUGCUGGAUACUGCUGACGGAAAAGGAAGAGGCGUGCCUGUCAACAGCAGGGUUUCCACUAAGAUCCAGCAGCUGUUGAACACACUCAAACGGCCGAAGAGACCACCACUCAGCGAAUUCUUCCUCGAUGACUCUGAGGAAAUUGUAGAAGUGCUCCAGCCGGACCCCAACACCCCGAAGCCAGAGGGACGGCAAAUCAUCCCGGUGAAGGGGGAGCCCCUCGGAGUGGUCAGUAACUGGCCCCCUGCCCUGCAGGCUGCCCUGGCACGCUGGGGGGCCACCCAGGCCAAGAGCCCCGCCCUCACAGCUCUGGACAUCACCGGCAAACCGCUUUACACAGUCACAUAUGGAAAACUAUGGAGUCGCAGUCUGAAACUGGCCUAUACACUGCUGAAUAAACUGGGCACCAAGACAGAACCUGUCCUACAACCUGGAGAUCGGGUGGCACUGGUGUAUCCUAACAGCGACCCUGGCAUGUUCUGGGUGGCUUUCUAUGGCUGCCUGUUAGCUGAGGUCAUCCCUGUGCCCAUUGAGGUACCGCUGUCACGACAGGAUGCAGGCAGCCAGCAGAUUGGCUUCCUGUUGGGCAGCUGUGGUGUUAGUCUGGCGCUGACCAGCGAGGUGUGCCUCAAAGGGCUGCCCAAGACACCAAACGGAGAAAUCAUUCAGUUCAAAGGAUGGCCAAGGAUGAAAUGGGUAGUGACGGACACGAAGUAUCUGACCAAACCAUCCAAAGACUGGCAGCCUCACAUCCCCACCGCCAACACUGACACUGCCUACAUAGAGUACAAAGCAAGUAAGGAGGGGACAGUGAUGGGAGUAGCCGUGUCCAAGAUCUCCAUGCUGACCCACUGUCAAGCCCUGACGCAGGCCUGUAACUACUGUGAAGGGGAGACUCUGGUCAAUGUGUUGGACUGCAAGAAGGAUAUGGGCAUGUGGCAUGGCGUCUUAACGAGUGUCAUGAACAGAAUCCACACCAUCACAGUGCCAUAUGCUGUCAUGAAAGCAUGUCCCAUGUCCUGGGUGCAGAGGGUCCACAUUCACAAAGCACGUGUGGCCUUGGUGAAGUGCCGUGACCUCCACUGGGCCAUGAUGGCCCACAAGGACCAGAGGGACACCAACCUGUCCUCCAUACGUAUGCUUAUUGUGGCUGAUGGAGCAAACCCAUGGUCUGUGUCGUCGUGUGAUGCCUUCCUGAACGUGUUUCAGUGUCAUGGUCUGAAGCCUGAGGUGAUCUGUCCAUGUGCCACGUCUCCUGAGGCCCUGACUGUGGCCAUACGCAGGCCUGGUGCACGAGGAGCUCCACUGCCAGCCAGGGCCAUCCUGUCCAUGGGCGGGCUGAGCCACGGGGUGAUCAGGGUGAACACGGAGGACAAGAACUCUGCUCUCACUGUUCAGGAUGUGGGCCACAUCAUGCCCGGAGCUCUAAUGUGCAUUGUGAAACCGGACGGGCCUCCUCAGCUGUGCAAGACGGAUGAAAUAGGAGAGAUUGUGAUCAACUCUCGGGCCGGAGGCACCAUGUACUACGGCCUGCCUGGUGUUACCAAGAACACAUUUGAGGUGAUCCCCGUCAACCAAGCUGGAGCACCCAUAGGAGAAAUUCCCUUCACUCGGACUGGUCUGCUUGGAUUUGUAGGACCGGGCAGUCUGGUGUUUGUUGUGGGAAAGUUUGAGGGGCUUCUGAUGGUGAGCGGGCGACGCCACAACGCAGACGACCUGGUUGCCACCGCGCUGGCAGUGGAGCCUGUCAAAACAGUUUACAGGGGGAGGAUCGCUGUGUUCUCUGUGACGGUGUUUUACGAUGAGAGGAUAGUGAUUGUGGCAGAGCAGAGGCCCGACGCCAGUGAGGAAGACAGCUUCCAGUGGAUGAGUCGAGUGCUGCAGGCCAUCGACAGUAUCCACCAGGUCGGCCUGUACUGCCUGGCGCUCGUCCCGGCCAACACCCUCCCAAAGACGCCCCUUGGAGGCAUCCACAUCUGUGAAACCAAGCAGAACUUCCUUGAGGGAAACCUGCACCCAUGUAAUAUCCUCCUGUGCCCGCACACCUGUGUUACCAACAUGCCCAAGCCUCGCCAGAAACAGCCAGUGGAUGUCGGCCCGGCUUCUAUGCUGGUCGGCAACUUGGUGGCAGGAAAGCGGAUCGCCCAGGCAACAGGCAGAGAGCUGGGCGUGGUGGAGGACCAGGAUCUGAUCCGAAAGCACCAGUUCUUGUCUGAAGCUCUGCAAUGGAGAGCUCAAACAGACCCGGACCAUGUUCUAUAUGUGCUACUCAAUGCAAAGGGGGUGGCAGUUUGCACAUCCACUUGUGCUCAGCUGCACAAGAGAGCAGAGAAAAUCACAGCUACCCUGAUGGAGAGAGGCGGUCUCAACACAGGAGACAAUGUGGUGCUGCUUUAUCCCCCAGGGAUUGACCUGAUAGCUGCCUUCUAUGGCUGUCUCUAUGCGGGGGUCAUUCCUGUGACGGUGAGGCCGCCCCACCCACAGAACCUGGCUGCUACUCUCCCCACUGUGCGCAUGAUCAUCGACGUGAGCAAAGCAGCCUGCAUCCUCACCACUCAGCCUCUCAUGAGGAUCCUCAGGUCCAGGGAGGCUGCUGCCAGCGUCAACAUCAAGACGUGGCCCACGAUCAUCGAUACAGAUGAUCUCCCCAGAAAGCGGCCUCCGCACAUUUAUAAACCCCCGACAGCUGAGAUGCUGGCCUACCUGGACUUCAGUGUGUCCACCACAGGCAUGUUGACUGGAGUUAAGAUGUCUCAUGCUGCGGUCAGCACUCUGUGCCGCUCCGUUAAGCUGCAGUGUGAGCUCUACUCUUCACGCCAAAUAGCCAUCUGCCUGGACCCGUACUGUGGCCUGGGGUUUGUCCUGUGGUGCCUCUCCAGUGUUUACUCAGGUCACCAGUCCAUCCUUAUCCCUCCUCUGGAGCUGGAGAGCUCGCUGCCUCUGUGGCUGAGCACGCUCAGUCAGUACAAGAUCAGAGACACUUUCUGCUCCUACUCUGUCAUGGAGCUUUGCACCAAAGGCCUGGGCACCCAGACAGAGAUGCUGAAGGCGCGGGGGCUGAAUCUGUCCUGCGUGCGUAGCUGUGUGGUGAUCGCAGAGGAGCGUCCUCGCCUCACUCUCACACAGUCCUUCUCCAAGCUCUUCAAAGAUCUCGGCCUGUCGCCGCGCGCUGUCAGCACCGCCUUCGGCUCCAGGGUCAACCUGGCCAUCUGCCUGCAGGGCACUGCCGGACCAGACCCCUCCACCGUGUAUGUCGACAUGAAGUCUCUGCGCCACGACAGGGUGAGGCUGGUGGAACGAGGAGCACCACAGAGUCUUCCACUCAUGGAGUCGGGCACUAUCCUACCAGGAGUGAGGGUCAUCAUAGUCAACGCGGAGACCAGAGGCCCGCUGGGAGAUUCACAUCUUGGGGAGAUCUGGGUGACCAGCCCUCACAGUGCCAGUGGCUACUACACCAUCUAUGGGGAGGAGAGCCUGCAGGCGGAUCAUUUCAACACCAGACUCAGCUUUGGGGAGCCACACACCCUGUGGGCCAGGACGGGCUACCUGGGCUUCAUCAAGAGGACGGAGCUACUGGAUGCCAGCGGAGAUCGUCAUGAUGCCUUGUUUGUGGUGGGCUCUCUUGAUGAAACGUUGGAGUUGAGGGGUUUGCGCUAUCACCCCAUCGACAUCGAGAUGUCUGUGUCCCGAGCUCACCGCUGCAUCGCAGAAAGUGCUGUGUUUACAUGGACCAACCUGCUGGUGGUGGUGGCAGAGCUGAGCGGCUCGGAGCAGGAGGCCUUGGACCUGGUGCCCCUCGUCACCAACGUCGUCCUGGAGGAGCACCACCUCAUCGUCGGGGUGGUGGUCAUCGUGGACCCCGGGGUGAUCCCCAUCAACUCCAGAGGAGAGAAGCAGAGGAUGCACCUGCGAGACUCCUUCCUGGCAGACCAACUGGACCCUAUCUACGUGGCCUACAACAUGUGAUUCACCAACUGAUGAAAAUGCAGAAAACUGAGCCAGGCUCUGAGAACAGAUGUGAGGGAGGAGGACUGUGGGGUGCGUUCAGUUGCAACCCCGAUGUUAAAGCUCAGACACACAUUCAAAGCACCAAGCAAUGUGGGAAUGCAAGUACAGUUCGAGUACUGUAACCAGAACGUGCUUCCCUCUCAGAACAUGUUCCUUCUGUCAAAAGAAGGAAAUAUGAUCAUCAUCCUCUCCGUGCAUCCCACUUCUCCCUCAUCGCUCCAAUUCAUGUUUUAUAAAGACAUUUUUAAUUACAUGCUUUCAUCAAAGAAAGAAAUCCUCCCCUCCUUCCAUUCCUUGGUUUUUACCAUGAACCAUUCAUCCUCGUGUGCUUCUGUUUUUUAUUUUAACCCCCUCGGUUCUUGAAGGCAGGAAGACGCACUGGAACUGCUGAGAGGAGCUGGAACUUUCACCCUCUUGCACUUUAAGUCCUCGCACCUCUGAGUCCGCUUCCUGUCUCGCCUGCCUCAAGGGGACACCCCACCCCCCCCCCCACCCCCCCCACCCCAAUGUUUGCUGCUUUCAUGAGAGCAAAUCCACACCAGUAUUAAAAAGUGCCACCAGCGAGUGCAGAUUACCUCCCUCCACCAGGUGCACCGUGGCUCUCGCCUCCCAGCACGUACAGGAUUUGCCAGCAGACGUGCUGUCGGCAUUCACACGUUACAAAAUGUCCUAAAAAAAAAAAAAAUACACUUGAAUUAUUUGUUGGUGUGGGAAAAGAAAGACUUGCUUCUUAAACGUACAAACCUGGAUGUUAAAGAUGAUCUUUCAUGGGCAGAAACACAGAAUAAUGUUCGCUGUGAGUCGGCCUGUUAGAUGGUUCUGAUGAUUGUGAAUUACUAAUACUUUUUUUUUUUAAUGCACCGAUUUUCAGAAGAAGAGUUGAAGCUAUACCUGGUGUUUAGGUGUGCAUGCUUAUUUGAAAUGCAAUCAAUGUUAACAUGCAGGUAAAAAAAGAAAAGAAAACUGUAACACGCCGUAGAGUCACACAGCAGUGGGUUGGUUGGUUCGGCAGUCGGCAACAUAUCGCUCCGUCUGCUGAUGACGACUGCGUGAAUUGAAAGCUGCAGAACAACGUGGACCUUAAGUUGAGAUUGUUUUAAUCGAGGGCUGGACAGAAUAAUUUCUCAGUUUUCCUGGCUUGAACUGAAGUCAGCUGCUAGCUUUCAGUCCGUGUGUAGUUUCCAAUGUUAAAGCAAAGAGCAUCUUUCACUUAAUGUUAGCGUCACAGUCGAUUAGAUAAACGUAGAUCAUCAGAAGGCAAGUCAGUGCCUUUUUAUUGCACCAUGGUGACAUUUACGAUUACAGACGUUGAAUAAAAAAUAAAUAAAAAUAAGAUAUCAAGAAUGAGGACAGAACUUUGCCUUACUAAACCUGUGGAACUUUAGUAUUUUUUUAUGUUUAAUCCCUCAUUUCUAGCUGUGCUAUUAGUGUAUUUAAAGGACUAUUCCACCAUUUUUCAAAUGUGGAAUCUUACGCCAGUUUUUAACUCAAAAGACACUCAUAUCACAUUUUUUAGAGGAAGGGGGGGUUCUUGUUCUUUUUGUGAAGACGUUUGCAGUCAUGCCUUUCUCAUUUCAUCAUUAUCAUUUAAACUCUUUCUGAAUGUCUGUAACACUGAAUUUUUUUAAAGAUUAGGAAUGAACAACAAUCAGUAAGCAACCCGUGAUUUAAAAAUGGCAGAAUCCUCCUUUAUUAAAAACAAAUGGAGGUAAUAAAUGAGGGUAAGGAUGUUGUCUGUAUACUGUAUUUUAGAGGUCAAAUAUUACUGGUGUUAAUGUGUACAAGGAUAAGAACUUUGUUGAUAAAAACUUGACUGAUCUUUCAUACUUGACUGCAUUGUUAAUUUAACGGUAUCACAUCGCAAAAGGUGUGUGUGUGUGUGUGUGUGUGUGUGUGUGUGUGUGUGUGUGUGUGUGUGUGUGUGUGUGUGUGUGUGUGUGUGUGUGUGUGUGUGUGUGUGUGUGUGUGUGUGUGUGUGUGUGUGUGUGUGUGUGUGUGUGUGUGUGUGUGUGUGUUCAACAGUGAUAUUUGGCUUUUCUGGUGCAACAAGGUUUGUCUUUUGUAAGAAAAUCCCGGAAUAUUUUUUUUAUGUCGCCACCACUGUAUUUUCAUUUUCCAUCCACGGAAUCAGAUGUUUUUUUUAGUGGUUUUACGGGAAAUCAAUAUUUUCCUGAUAUCAUUUUUUCUUUAAAACUGCACAACUUCUGCAAACAGCUUGUUUUAUUUUGAAGCAGCUUGACAUACAGCACAUGUCGAUAAACCACUUUUCAUUCAGUGACGGACACUGAUGACAUGUAUGCGAGCCGGUGUGUGGGGCACGUUAGAGUAACUCAUAAAUAACAAAGUGAAGCUUCUGAGCUGCUGUGUGAUAAUUGCUUUGUUGCUCCUCUUUCACUCCGACAAGUUUUAAUAAAGUUUUAUAAUGUCAUGUUGGCCUUCAAGACAUUGGUGCUAUUCAAUAAGGGAAAGUUGACAGACUUUUAUGCUCCAAUGUCAUAACAAAGAAGGUUUCUUCCUGGAUGCCCUUUAUGUGUGAAAAUAAGUCAUUCUUUUUCCAUGCCAACAUUUCACUCUAAAAUUGUUCGUCAUCACCGGUUUUCAUCGGCUCCAAGAUCUGAUGAAAACCUUCUCAACAGGCAACUCAACAUGGACAAUGCAACUCGACAUAUCCACCAUUUCCAUUUGAAUAUUUAUUUCAGUUUUACAAGUUGUCAUGUUGUGAGGAAUGGUGUGCAUUUCAAACCUCCAAUGUUAUUCUAAGCACAAAAGUACAUGUGAGGUAAUGAAAUUAGGAUCUUUCGCACGAAAAAAGACUCAAGGGCCCACAAUGUAUACCUCAACGACUGUCUGUUCACUAUGCAUCGUCGAGCUGCAGCAAAGACAUUCUGAACUAGUCAAUGGUGCGAUAACUUCUAACAUGUCUUACUUGACGAAAAACACUGUCACACUGUCAUUGGAUGUGUUUCAUGUCAAAUAAAAAAAAUCCUUUGUCAGAA